CCAGGCCAGAGCCUAAACAUGGCGGAGGCUUCCUCAGCGUCCGGGAGCCCUCGCGGGGAAGCCGAUGGGAAAGAUGCGGCUUCCCCUGUGGAGGUGAUGAGCGAGAUGGAGGGGGACGACCAGGAGCAGGUCGAGGGCAAAGAACUGCGUGCAGGCCAGCUGCAGUUGGUCGACUCUGAAGACGAGAAGGCGAGCACGGACCAGAACGUGGACACGGUGGCCCAGGCCGAGGCCGUGGCCGCAGGCUGGAUGCUUGAUUUCCUCUGCCUGUCUCUUUGCCGGGCUUUCCACGACGGCCGCUUUGAGGACUUCAACCGCGCCCGCGACAGCACCGAGGCUAUUAUUCAUGGACUAUCUAGUCUUACAGCCUAUCAGUUGAGAACUAUAUACAUAUGUCAGUUUUUGACAAGAAUUGCCGCAGGAAAAUCCCUUGAUGCACAGUUUGAAAGUGAUGAACGUAUUACACCCUUGGAAUCAGCCCUGAAUAUUUGGGCUUCCAUUGAAAAGGAGCAUGAUAAGCUUCAUGAAGAAAUACAGAAUUUAAUUAAAAUUCAGGCUAUAGCUGUUUGCAUGGAAAAUGGCAAUUACAAGGAAGCAGAAGAAGUAUUUGAACGAUUAUUUGGUGACUCAGAUUCAUAUACGUCUUUAGAAAGGAAAUUGCUUACAAUAAUCUCUCAGAAAGCUACAUUCCACUCCUUUUUUCAACACUUCAGCUACAAUGACAUGAUGGAGAAAAUUAAGAGUUAUGUGAAUUGUGUGGUAAAUGAAAAGUCAUCAACUUUUCUAAUGAAGGCAGCAAUGAAAGUAGUAGAAAGUAAAAAAGGAAGAGUAAUGACAUCUCCAGAUAAGCCCAAUAAGAAGGAUGUUGAAAUUGAAGCUGAAGGUCAUUUGGAUAAAAUAAAAAGGUCUCACAAGAAUCUCUUUUUAUCAAAGUUAACACUUGGAAGCAGUCAACAAUACCUUAGUAAGACAACGGAGAAAGUGGAAACUCUUCAAAAUGGAGAAAGGAUAAAAGAAAACACAAGAACCACAGAAAGUACGAGACUAGAUGAUUCAGAAGAUCAAUGCAGAAGACCCCAAAAGCAGAAAUCUAGGAAAAAACGGAAGGCAUGGCUUUGGGAAGAAGACAAGAACUUAAAGUCUGGAGUACAGAAAUUUGGAGAAGGAAACUGGGCAAAAAUACUGUUACAUUACAAAUUCAGAAACAGAACAAGUGUCAUGUUAAAAGACAGAUGGAGAACCAUGAAGAAGCUAAAACUGACUUAAUCAGACAAUGACAACGAAGACGGAUUACAUUUGUCAGCAUUUGUUACAUUUGGAAAAGAUAUUAUACACUUGGCAUUACAUUAUCUUGGGGGGGUGGUAACUUGGUGGUCAUUGUUUUAUCUUAAAAUUUUGUUUAAACCAUUUUUUUUCCUGUAAUCUUUUUUUUAGUGAAUGUGGAUUUGUAUAAACGUACAUGCCAUCAUUGUAUUCUUCAAAAAUCUUUAUUUUGACAAAAAUGUAAAUAUGCUUUAUUAAAAAAAUGCCUAAACGACAACCAAAAUAGUGUUCUGUGAGAAAAAAGGAAAUUUGUUUACUUUCAGUUAACUUCAGCCUCAUAAAAUAGCACAUAAAAAUGCAUUUUCUAAAUAAUUGGAUUAGGAUAGACCUUUAGUAUCAGAUAAUGAAUUGAUUUAUAACCUUAAUAGGCUACUUAAUUACUAAGACAUGUGUUACUAAAAUGAUAACUGUGCUAAGUAAUCUAUUUUAACAAAAUGUCUCAGUUUC
Perognathus longimembris pacificus (Pacific pocket mouse) is the source of this 1770-nucleotide messenger RNA. It is a transcript of the gene Terf1, whose product is annotated as telomeric repeat binding factor 1. Gene Ontology annotation, molecular function: protein homodimerization activity; telomeric repeat DNA binding. The record is from RefSeq and is a predicted model, not a curated record. The coding region runs from base 19 to 1266 and encodes 415 amino acids. Gene Ontology annotation, cellular component: nucleus; chromosome, telomeric region. Lineage: Eukaryota; Metazoa; Chordata; Mammalia; Rodentia; Heteromyidae. Gene Ontology annotation, biological process: telomere maintenance. The transcript is spliced from 9 exons.